This is a messenger RNA of Peromyscus californicus insignis, 951 nucleotides long. Its product is annotated as mucin-4-like. The record is from RefSeq and is a predicted model, not a curated record. The transcript has 3 exons. Bases 121 to 489 code for a protein of 122 amino acids. Lineage: Eukaryota; Metazoa; Chordata; Mammalia; Rodentia; Cricetidae.
GACGCUGUGGUGGAGGCCUUCCUCCAGCAGGCUCCGAGGGGGAGGCAGAAGAGGAGCAGUGGAGAAGCCAGGAAGAAUGUCACCUUCCUCCCCAUCUCCAGGGCAGAUGUCCACAGUGUGAUGGCUUUGAACCUAAGUAGGCUGAGCGAUUACUUCCAGUGUGAUGGCUACAAGGGCUACAGGCUGGUCUACAGUCCCCAGGACGGUGUCACCUGCGUGUCCCUGUGUAGUGAGGGCUACUGUCACAAUGGAGGCCAAUGCCAGCACCUACCAGAUGGGCCCCAAUGCAGCUGCGCAUCCUUCACCAUCUACACAUCCUGGGGCGAACACUGUGAGCACCUAAGUGUGAAACUUGGAGCAUUCUUCGGGAUCCUCUUUGGGGCCUUGGGCGCCCUCUUGCUCUUGGGGAUCCUGGUAUUUGUCAUCUGUCACUUCUGUGGCUGCUCCAUGAACAAGUUCUCCUACCCUUUGGACUCAGAAUUGUACUGAAUUGGCCUUGCUCCAGAUGGGCAGCCGCACCUAGGAUACCUCAGGACCCACCCAUCACUCCGCCUCUGAUCUAAGGAGACUGGAAAGGGGCUGCUGAGCGAAGGGGAUUUGCGAUUCUUCAAGAAUGAAUAAAGGGAGUAGCCAGACUAUACCUUGUCAGUAGACUAGGGGUACAGGAAAAGGCCACGAUGACCAAAUAUUUAGAUGGGUGGGUCCUCACACAGACACAUCUGAAAGGAUGACACUGCCAUGUAUGAAGUGCACAGACACACACACACACAUACACACACACACACACACACACACACACACACACACACACACACACACUCCAGAGUUAAUGGGUGACUGGCUCUACAUUAACCAAAAUGUUUUUAUGUAUAAAACUGACUUACUUCUCAUUCAAAUAUAUUUAAUAAAAGCCUUUUAUCUUUUUGUGUCUCCAAACCAUGGAUUCCAUCC